This is a messenger RNA of Magallana angulata, 1672 nucleotides long. RefSeq names its product protein NipSnap homolog 3A-like. Lineage: Eukaryota; Metazoa; Mollusca; Bivalvia; Ostreida; Ostreidae. Gene Ontology annotation, cellular component: mitochondrion. The record is from RefSeq and is a predicted model, not a curated record. The transcript is spliced from 6 exons. Bases 106 to 759 code for a protein of 217 amino acids.
AAAUGUUUGAAGAGUUCCGAAAAGAAGUACCUUGACCUAUUUUUCUGCCAACUAGCCCCUACUGGCUUCAGCCAAAAGUAAAAAGUUUGAAUCAAAAGCCUACGGAUGAAAAUGGCAGCAAAUGCAUUGCUGAAGAACGGAAAAGUCAUUGCAAGGUCUUUUGCCCAAGCCUCAAGCAUCCGCAGUCUACAUAAUGACAAAGUCUAUGAGCUGAGGACCUACAGCAUUACACCCAAGAAUUUCAAAGAGUUUUAUGACCUAUCUGUAGAAUACAUGCAUUUAAGAACCAACCAUUCCAAGCUGGUAGGGUACUGGACCAGUGAAAUAGGAGGAAUCUUUGAUAUGGUUCACAUAUGGGAAUAUGAUAAUCUUCAGCAUCGGGCCAAGGUAAGACAAGCUAUGACAGGUGAUCAGGAAUGGUCGUCAAAAUACAUCUCCAAAGUCUUUCCCAUGAUGGAACGUUUGGAGAAUGUCCUCCUCAAGCUGGACAGCAAGAGCAGCCUAGAGCAGACAAACACAGGGGGUGUCUAUGAAAUCUGUUGCACUGAAAAACCGUUAAAAGAACUUCCUAAUACCAAGGGGGAUGGUCAAUUGCUGGGAACCUUCUCAACUCUUAUUGGAUCCCUCAAUACAUCAUACCAACUUUGGUACCACAAAUCCCUGGAUGCAUUAGUUUCCAGUGCUGAUUUAGGAACAUAUGGUACGCAUAGCACCAAAAGCAGACUCCUCUUACCUACACCCUGGUCCCCAAUGAAGUAGCUUAGAAGUGUACUGCCACCCUCACAAUGGAUUCAGCUCAUUUAAUCAAUGUCAUGAUAGGUAGGGAGAAUGUGGACUUAAACUUGAUGCUAAGUGCAUGUAUAUACCCAUUCUGAAACCAGUUUAAACAGUGGUUGUUAUAUAUAUACAUUUAUUGUUUGUAGUCAGAUCUAUGGUAGUACACAUGUAACCAUUAUUAUGUACAUGUUAUAUGUAAAAAGUAUAUUCAUCUUCUGAAACUAUUGCAUACGGACUGUGAACCAACAGGUUAAACUUUCUUUGUUCUCAUGAACAAUUUAUACUUAUUUCCAUGGGACAUAUAUUUCAAACUUUCGUGAAGGAAAUUUCAGCAAUCUGACAUGUUUAUGCAAACAAGUGAUCAUGAACAUUGGCAUUUGGCAUGUUUGCAUUGAAAACAUUCCACCAAAAUUGAUAGUUUUGCAUUUUCAUUUGUGGAUGAAAAAUACCAUUAAUAAAAUAUUUAUGAAACCAAAGAGAGUUCAGCAAGUUGGCCCAUUGUCAGCAAGCACUUGAUGUGGGUUUUUGAUACCGGUUCAUGUAUAAUUUUUAUGCUCUAUACAUGUAUUGCCAGCAGUUUUUAUUUAGUUUUACCCAACUUGUUUUCUAGAUCGUGUUCAAUUAUAAGUGUGUUCACUAGAGAUAAAUUAGAAUAAAUUUAUGUACAAAUCACUAUCUAAAUCCAAGAUAUGCUAAAACCAAACUAGUCAGUCAUUUUUUUCUUCAUUUCUCUAAUUUCAAUUGUGUGUAUUUUACAGAUCAGCAUUCAGCAGUUCAUAAACCAAAGUUUUUUGUUACUUUUUCUUCGUAUUAUGUACAUGUAUGGUGCUAGUUACAUUUAGUAUACAAAUGUUAAGACACGUUAAAGAAAUAAAUAUUUUAUGCUGAUACUUCA